AUGGAAACAGAGGGCUUAACUGUUCAUCUGGCUUACUUGAAACUCGCUGAAUUGAACAACCCAGACAGAUCAGAAUCUUUUUUGUUUGAAUCUUCAAUCAAUGGUGACUCAGUUGAUAGAUACUCUUUUAUUGGAUUCAAGCCACGUAAGGUGAUCAAGACUGGUGACAACAGCGAGGUUUUCGGUGAGGAAUACACUGACGUUGACCCGUUGACUAUUUUGGAGAAAGAGUUGAGCCAAAACCAUCAAGCCUCCGUCCCCGGAUUGCCCAAACUUAGCGGAGGUGCUGUGGGCUACAUUUCCUACGACUGUGUAAAGUACUUUGAGCCUAAAACAAAACGUCCUUUGAAGGAUGUCUUGCAAGUGCCGGAGGCUGUAUUGAUGCUCUGUGACCUAAUAGUUGCUUAUGACCAUGUGUUCCAGAGGUUCCAAAUCAUUAAUAAUGUUAAAAUUGACGGUGAGGGCGACAUCAAGAGUGCCUACGAGAACGCUUGCGAGGAAAUUCGUGUCAUUGAAAAAAUUUUGAAGGCUAGAAAGACUCUUGACGAGAUCAAUCCAGUCCAGGCUCCAAUUCAAACCAACCAAAGCUUCACAUCUAAUAUCGGCCAAGCGGGCUACGAAAGCCAUGUCAAAAAAUUGAAGGAACACAUUAAACUAGGUGACAUUAUUCAAGCUGUUCCAUCUCAAAGAGUUGCCAGACCAACUUCCUUGCAUCCAUUCAACAUUUACAGACACUUGAGAACUGUCAACCCGUCCCCAUACUUGUUCUACAUUGACCUCCUCGACUUCCAAGUCAUCGGUGCAUCCCCUGAGCUUUUGGUGAAAUGUGAUGAGAAUAAUAAGAUCGUCACUCAUCCUAUUGCUGGUACGAUUGCUAGAGGAAAGACCAAGGAAGAGGAUGAGUCGAAUGCCACAAUUUUGAGAUCCAGUUUGAAGGAUCGCGCUGAACAUAUCAUGUUGGUGGAUUUGGCUCGUAAUGAUGUGAACAGAGUUUGCACCCCAGAGAGUAACCUGGUUGACCGUUUGUUGACCAUUCAGAGAUUUUCUCAUGUCAUGCACUUAAUUUCGGAGGUAAGUGGUACUUUGAGAGAAGACAAGACCAGAUUUGACGCAUUUCGUUCCAUUUUCCCUGCUGGUACAGUCAGUGGUGCUCCAAAGGUCAGAGCAAUGGAACUCAUUGGUGAAUUAGAAAAGGAGAAGCGUGGUGUCUACGCUGGAGCUGUUGGUCAUUGGGGUUAUGAUGGUAAAACAAUGGAUACUUGUAUUGCCUUGAGAACGAUGGUUUUCAAAAAGGGCGUGGCCUAUCUUCAAGCAGGAGGAGGAAUUGUGUUCGACAGUGACGAGUACGACGAAUACAUUGAGACCAUGAACAAGAUGAAGGCCAACAUUAACACCAUUGUCGAGGCAGAGAAGAUCUGGAUGCAAAAAGUUGGCGCUGAUAUGAAGUAG
Australozyma saopauloensis is the source of this 1449-nucleotide messenger RNA. RefSeq names its product anthranilate synthase (gene TRP2). Gene Ontology annotation, molecular function: anthranilate synthase activity. Gene Ontology annotation, biological process: L-tryptophan biosynthetic process. NCBI's taxonomy places the organism in Eukaryota, Fungi, Ascomycota, Pichiomycetes, Serinales, Metschnikowiaceae. The transcript has a single exon. The record is from RefSeq and is a predicted model, not a curated record. The coding region runs from base 1 to 1449 and encodes 482 amino acids.